Sinocyclocheilus grahami is the source of this 4621-nucleotide messenger RNA. RefSeq names its product rho guanine nucleotide exchange factor 10-like. The transcript is spliced from 30 exons. Gene Ontology annotation, cellular component: centrosome. Gene Ontology annotation, molecular function: guanyl-nucleotide exchange factor activity; protein binding. The coding region runs from base 224 to 4411 and encodes 1395 amino acids. Lineage: Eukaryota; Metazoa; Chordata; Actinopteri; Cypriniformes; Cyprinidae. Gene Ontology annotation, biological process: actin cytoskeleton organization; positive regulation of stress fiber assembly; mitotic spindle assembly. The record is from RefSeq and is a predicted model, not a curated record.
UCGCGUUUGGGAAAAGCAGAGGAAAAGUUGCCUACAGUCCUUAAAAAAUGAUGCAGAGAAUAUUUUUGGUGUUUGUUCUGUUCACCUAACCGGUGUUGUGGCACCAUUGACGGAAUUUAAACUUAAUUUUCUUCCACAAAGAUCCAGAAAGAUGGUUUGUAAGAGUUGGUGAAGGAUCUUUCCCUGAUCAUCAGUGUGUGUCUCAGAAGAGUGUGUGUUCAGCAUGGACAUGGAGGAUUUUCCCCCUCCUCCACCUGACCUGUUGGAUGAUGAAGUUGAGAGGCUUGAGUUUGACGACAGUGGUGAUGAAGCCCCAGAGGUGGAUCGGCCGCCCCCUGAACCUGAGGGAAUCUCUGUGCCUCCUCCCUGCUCAUCAACAGCCAGGGACGCACCCAUCAAUGGAACAAGUCCAAACCCAGAGAACUUACUCACCGCAGAGGCUGAUCUGCCCCCUCCACCUCAGGACUGCCCCACUAAUAACAGCCCUUUAGCUCUUGCACCCUUCCCACAGUGUGAUCUACCCCCUCCUCCUAUAGAACUUUGUCACAAUGCAGUAGAACGCCAGGACAGAAACCCUUCUCUACCACCAGAGGGCGCUACAGGAGCUGCUGUUGACAGCGAGCAGGACAUGAACAGAGGUGCUGGUGUGGUUCCCACCUCUGCAUCCAACUCCAAGCUCAAAGUCAGCCCCUACUCUGUGAUUGACAUCGGCCCUAUCCAGCAGCAGCUGCUGUCAGAGCAGAGCAGCCCUCCUUCCUCUCCCUCAGCCAAUGAGAGUGAAAGAGACAUUCAGGAUGUACCCAGUAGCCCUGGGUUGCCCUCUGGGUAUUCAGUGCCAGUGCCCUGUGGUUAUGCAACGCCCUCAAAUGUGCCGGUGAUCCCACCAACCUACACCACCCCAGUUAUCAUCCGACACUUCUCUAUGGAUGAAGAUGUGACUGUGGUGGGAGCAGGAAAUACUCCAGUGGACAGUGUUUUCAGUGAAGAGUGUCCAGUCAUCAGAGAGGAAGAUGCUCUUACUAAGUGGGUGUCAGACCCAGCGAACACGGCCUGGAUGGAAAGCCCAGAUGAAGUGAUUUAUGAUGAUGUACCAAGAGAGAACUCUGGAUCCACUACAGACCCAGAUGAGAUGAUCUAUGAUGAUGUUGAGUUCGGGGAAGAGGGCGGCAGCAGCUCUCUGGACAACGGCUGGAGCUCCAGUGAGUUUGAAAGCUAUGAGGAAGCCAGUGACACAGAGAAUGGACAUGGAGAGAAUGGCCUCCCCGAUGCCUUUGUCAGGGGCCGUGCACCCAGCAAGAAAACACAUCUGUCUGAAGAUCUGGCACGUUUGAAAGAGCACUAUGAGAGAAAGAUGCGAGAUCUCAUGGUAAACACAGUGGGGACAGUAGAGCUACAGCAGCUCAAACACAAACAUGAGCAAAAGAUGCAGCGGCUCGUAAAAGCAGCCAAAGAUGGAACUAAAGAUGGUCUGCAGAAAACCAAAGCUGCGGUCAGAAAGGGACGAUCUUUCAUCCGCACCAGAUCUCUCUGUCAUGAGAAGAAACCGAGCUGCUUUGAUGAAGAGUCAGAUCUGUUCAUUGAGGUGGAGUGUUUUAAUGUGGACCCAGUGCUGGGACCUGCGCCUGACGGGCUCUCUCAACACCAGGUGAUGAGGAGGUGCAUUCUGGAGAUGAUUCUAGAGAGUGAGAAGAAUUAUCUGGAAGCGCUCAAGAGAAUUUUAGAGCAAUACGAGAAGUCGCUGGCUGAGAUUGAGCCUCGCUUACUGAGUGACCGCAAACGUAAGGUGGUGUUUUAUCGUAUACGGGAGAUCCUGCAGUGCCAUGCCCUUUUCCAGAUGGCACUGGCCAGCCGUGUGUCCGACUGGGAUGAGCUGGAGAUGAUCGGAGACGUGUUUGUAGCAUCGUUUUCUAAGUCCAUGGUGUUGGACGCUUACAGUGAAUAUGUGAAUAACGUCAGCUUGGCGAUGGGAGUGGUGCGGAAGUCGUGUGCCGCUAAGCCCAGUUUCCUUGACUUCCUCAAGCAUCGUCAGGAAACCAGUAAAGACCAUCUGACCCUAUAUGGACUGAUGAUGAAGCCUAUUCAGCGGUUCCCUCAGUUUAUACGGCUGCUGCAAGACAUGCUGAAAAACACGCCGGUGGGUCAUCCCGACCGUCUUCCACUUCAGAUGGCUCUCACUGAGCUGGAAACCCUUGCCGAAAAAUUAAAUGAGAGGAAAAGAGAGGCAGAUCAGCGCUGUGAGAUCAGACACAUCGCUAAGGCUAUGAAUGAACAUUACCUCAGCAAGCUGCUGAGCAGCGGCAGCCGUUAUCUGAUUCGUUCUGAUGACGUUGUGGAAACCGUUUAUAACGAUCGUGGGGAGAUCAUUAAGACAAAAGAACGGCGAAUCUUUCUUCUGAAUGAUGUGCUCAUGUGUGCCACCCCUAACUGGCGCCCCUCUCAGGAUGGCGUGAGUGUGGGAGCUGGAGGUGAAGGUGUUCCCUCAGGACAACGCUUCCUGCUCAAGUGGAGCGUCCCUUUGAGUUUGGUUGAGGUCGUAGAGUUUGGCUCGAGUGAGGAGAUGGGCGACUCCCGAUUUCCCCCCUCGCACUCAGGAGAUAAAGUCGUCAUUAAUGCUAAACCUAAUAAGUUGUAUAUGGGUCCAGGGCAGCUUUACCAGGACCUACAGAACCUGAUCCAUGACCUGGGUUUGGUGAGCCAGAUCUCUACCAUGAUCAGCAGUCUGAAGGGGAAUUAUCAGAAUGUUAAUGGGUCAGUGGCUCAGGAUUGGGUUUCAGGUCUCCAGCGCCUGAUUUUAAAGAAAGAGGAGGAAAUUCGGGCAGCUGAUCGCUGUAGGAUACAACUACAGUUACCAGGAAAACAAGAUAAGUACGGUAGACCCACGUUCUUCACAGCAGUCUUCAACACUUUCAGUCCAUCUAUCAAGCAAGCUUGGAUCAGUAAUCUGCAGAUGGCUAAACUGGCUCUACUAGAAGACAACAUCCAAGGCUGGUUUUGUGCUGAAGAUGAUAAUCAGAUGAGGAAGCAGAACCAUCCUCUCUUACUCAAGCAGAUGGCUGUGGUCAUGUCUAAACUACAGGAGUUCAAGGUGGAGUGUGCAGUUCACAACCCUGAGCCUCAUUUGAACACUGACAGCACUGCAGAUGUGCCUGUUAUGGGUCACGGAUGUGUGUGGGUGGCCAGCUGCACCAAUCACAUGGGCCAGGUCUCCAUUGUGGCAUUGCAGAACUCGAAUCCCAAAGUGACUGAGUGUUUCAACGUGGAGUCUCGUAUUCUUUGCAUGACGUAUGUGCCCUUGGGUGAGUCAUUGGAAAAUGGCGAGAUAAAGCCUGAUGACCGGAAAGCCAGUGAGACACCGACUGUGUGUCUGGGAAUGGAGGAAGGCAGUAUAUCUGUGUAUAAGAGCAGCCAACGGUCUAAGAAGGUUCGUCUGCAGCACUUCUUCUCCCCUGAUAAGUCCAGCGUCACAUGUCUGGUGUACAAGAGUGGGUGUCUGUAUGCAGGCCUGGUCAGUGGUUCUCUGGUUGUCUACUCCAGGGCUGAUGACGAUUCCUGGGUCGAGUCAGGGGCCCGUGUGCUGAAGCUGGGGGUGUUGCCGGUUAAAGCCCUGCUGGUGGUGGGUGAACACGUCUGGGCCUCAUCAGGAGGGCAGAUCUUCAUCAUCAGCACACAGACACACACUGUGGAGGUAGUACAGCACAUUUCACACACAUUUCUCACAUUGGGCCAGAAAGUUCAGACUCUCGACCACCUGCAAGACAUCAACAUCGCCACAGCUGUCAACAACAUACUCCCAGGACAGCAGAGAGUCUCUGUGAGCAGUCUGUUAGUGUGUCACGGACUGCUGUUGGUGGGGACCAAUCUCGGGGUCACAGUGGCCCUGUCCGUGCCCAGACUGCAGGGCAUCCCAAAAGUCACAGGUCGAGGAAUGGUCUCUUUUCACGCUCACCAUGGCCCAGUCAAGUUCCUCACCAUGGCAACAGCAGUGUGUAAUGUCUCCCAAGCAUCCAUGGCAACUCUCACCUCCAACACACCCAGCCAGUGCCAGCCUGGGGCCCAUGGGGUGGAGGGAACCCAACUGGAUGAGAACUGCUCUGGGCUGGGGCGCAGCAGUACCAGCUCUCCCUCACAUGCUCCUGUUCUCCAGGAUUCCCUGUCCUCCUCAUGUGGCUCUCUGGCUCCGUCUCAGGGCUCUUUAGAGCACGGCCCAGAGGACGGGGCAAUAUACGACCUGCUGAAUGAGCCGGCACACUUCCAGAAGGCCAAGCAGACUGAGAGAGUGAAUGUGAGCUCAUUGUUGGUGGUGUCUGGAGGACUGGGACAUCGCAGAAUCAACAGAAAAACAAAACAGUCUAAGCAUGAGGAGAUGGUGUCCACCAUUAUGGUGUGGCAAAUACCACUGCCCAGCCUGUGAGGGACAAAAUGGAGGUAUUCAGAGAACGGUGAGGAUCAGGUUUUAGUUUGGAUGCAGCUGCACAACCACCAGUGUCUAUCACUCUUUUGUUUCUUUUACUCAUCUAAUGAUGCUUUUACUGUAUGUCUUCAUUAUAGGCCAUUGCACGUCAGAGAGAGCAGUUGCUUAGACUGACCCUGCAUUCAGUCAUGGGCUGACAGGGAAAAAAGA